This is a messenger RNA of Podarcis lilfordi (Lilford's wall lizard), 26882 nucleotides long. The record is from the annotation of a GenBank genome assembly. Lineage: Eukaryota; Metazoa; Chordata; Lepidosauria; Squamata; Lacertidae.
AUGAGCGGCGUUAGGUGGAGGGAGGCUAGAAUUAGAUGGAUUUGUGGCGCCGCCUCCUCAGCUUUUGGAUGCACCUCAUCCUUGACUGAGGUGAGACAACAUUUAUUCCUCUCACCUAGUUAAUCUUGAAAUAUAUGGUUGUUAACUUGGGAUCUCCUUUAAUAAUAAUAAUAAUGAUAAUGUCCUGUGAUAUUUAAAUAACAGGAAAUAAUAGUAAAGUUUGACCAUUUAAGGCAGAAAUGUUUAUGAAAUUAACUUCCAAGCUAAUUUUAAUAAACUUUCAAAAGUAUUUAUUUAUUUAUUUAUUUAUUAUUCUCAUUAUUAUUAUUAUUUGCUUCCCAUGAGGCCUCUGGAAGCGAUUUGCAAUGUACAGUAAUGACGUAUGUAGAAGUUAUGUAUAUAGAAACCGCAUCUUCAUAUAAAAACAAUUUUAGGGACAACAGCAGCAAAUCUAGAAACAGUUUAAAAGAACGCAUACUAACUGAGAAAUAUUUUAAAAGGCUUUUUGAAAGAGGACUGAAAUUAUUUUUAUGUUGGGUUAUAUUCCAUUUUUGCUUGACUCAGAGUAGACCUAUUGAAAUCAAUAAACAUGGGUAACAUUAAGUCCAUUAAAUUCAGUGAACCUACUCUGAGUAGUCCUGAGUAGGAUUAACAUUGGAUAUGAUCUAUAAUUUUUUGUGUGUGUGUGUACAUACAGUACUUUUUUGAUUAAAAAUAAAAUGUGCUGGUACUUGUAUCUUAGUACAAGAUACAGCACAAAAUGGUUGACAUGGGCAGUGGAAAAAGAGGUGGUUGCACCAGUGAAUACAUCCACACACACUGUUAUUAUUUCAGGCUACAGAACACAUUGUAUACAUUUAUCAUAUUUUUGUUUGGCUCACCUCUUGAUCUGGGUGCCUAACACUGAACAACAGACCACGAUUUGGCAUAAUGUGUUGGGUGCUUCCUAUUAUCUUCUUGAGUUAGAAUUCCACACCACCUUAUUUCUCUUUCUUUCUUUCUUUCUUUCUCUCUCACCCACCCACCCACCAAUCAGGCAAUAACAAAGAACCCACCCACAUUAUAUGCCAGGGAUAGAGAACCCUCCACUCAUAAUCACUGAGGGACUACUACAACUCCCAUAAUCCAUGACUGUUGGUCAUACUGGUUGGAAUUAUAGUCAAACCCCAUUGCUGUAAUAACUGUGUUUUAAGGGCAUGUGUUCGUGUGUGCUGGUCUGGCCUUGCCCAAUGGAAUAUGCCUUCCCAGUGUGCUUCUUAGCCUAAAAAUUUCCCCAUUCCUGAUUUAAAUUAUCAUUUAACCAGAAUGAAAGUACUGUAAUGGAAACAUUCAAGUGAACUAUCUGUUUUAAGUAUUAGAUUAUCUAUUAAUUGUUGUAAUAAAUGACAUUUGUUUUGAAUUAUGGAAAUGUUUGAUAAAUUCUGCUCUUAAGUUUAGUAAUACUAAAUAAUGUAAAUCAACUCUGAUGAUUUAUAAUUUCCUGAGAUUGGAGGACAAUUACUUUUGCAUUCCAGUACAUUAGGUGCAGUAAAGUAGAUACAGUCAUUAAUUACCUUGGGUGCCAAUUCAUUAGAUAAGGAACUGUUUGCUUAUCUGCUAAAUCAGUAUUCGUGAUAAUGAAUUUAUUGUCAUUAAAUUCUAUGAUUUCCCAUGUACUUAAAUAUGCUCUUACCUAUUGACAGCAUUUCUGGAGGUGAGCAAUAGCCCCAAGGCUUCAUUUUGCUUCUCUGCCGCCACUUAACAGACUGCGUUGUUAGAUCACUUUCCCAAUAGCAGGGAUGGGGACAUGUGACCCUCCAAAUGUUGUUGGCCUGCAACUCCCAUCAGACCCAGCCAGCAUGGCCAACGGCCAGAGAUGUUGAGAGGUAUAGUCCAACAACUUAUGGAGGCGCACAUUCCCUACCCCUGACAAGUAACUCAUGAUCUGCUGUCAUCUUGUCCAGGAGAGGCUAGUCCAAUACAUGCAUUACAUGCCUGCAGGAAUGCAUUCACACAACAAUUUAUUCCAUUUUUCCGAAAAGGCCUGUUCUCAUGUUGCCACCCUCCGGAGAGGGUCAGGACUAGCCUCUCCUGGACAAGAUGACAUGUAUUGGACUAGCCUCUCCUGGACAAGAUGACAGCAGAUCAUGGGUUACUUGUCAGGGGUAGGGAUGUGUGCCUCCAUAUGUUGUUGGAUUCAAAUUUGAAUUCAAAUUGUAACACAAUAAAAACUCAAUGUAAGAAGCAAUAAAAAUAUGAAUUAAAAGUCAGUAGGAAUAUUUAAUAUGAUAAAUGUGCCAUCUUCAACCAUAAAUCCACAGAUGCUCUGCGGACCACCUGAAUGAAACUCACAGACCAUUGAAGGUCUGCGAACCAGUUUGGGGACUCCCCUUUUAGACGGCAAAGUGAGAUAUAAAUGAUUGGCAAUAAACAAUAGCUAUAACUGACAAUAAUCACAACUCUUGUCCUUCCUUCCCUUCUUUUUCCACCCUCUUUCUUCUUCCAAUCCAACCCAUCAUUCUUUCAUCCCACCAGUUUAUCCGAACUACUGUGUUAGAAAUCUGGGUUUUAUGCACAAAACCUUGCUCUCCUGUUGGCUAUAAUACAAAUAGCCUGUUCAUUUAGCCUAUCUGAUUUACAUAUUCAUAAUUGGACUAACCUCUAUGACUCCUCCAAAACCUCCUGCGAUGCUGUUGUCUUCUCCUUCCGCUAUAGCUCACUAGUCACCCUAGUGUAAUAUGGCUUUGGGCAACAAGUGUAAAACGAGGGGAAAUAUUUACAAAAUUAGGCAAUGUUUUAAAUGCCCCUGCUUGAGACCAAUUGCAAAACCUUUUAUCAUGAGAGUACAACACUUCAGAAAUUGGCAAGAAACAGAGGCCAAAUGAAUGAGCCUCUUUCCAACUGUGACUGAGAUUUGGCAGACAUGACUGGAGGUUCCUCACUCUUUCUGAGGUUGAGAAUUGUUGGGAAACUAGACAGCAGCGCUCCCAAUAUUUGAUGAAAUGCAGCCUGCACUAUGGAAAGUAAUACCUUACCUUGGACUGCACAGCCAUUAAUACUCUUAAUGCUCCCUGCCAUUCAUGCUAAGCAUCUUUACAAUGCUGUUGAAUCACUGUGUCUGGGAUUCCCAAUCAUUUCUUUUCCCUGAGCUGCAUAUUCUGAAAGACCACAUUCCCAGGACUGGAAGUGUUUUUAAGGUAGGGUGGGGUGGCAACUCAAGGCAGUCCACUUAAAAUGGAAAUGGGUUCUAACUGAAAAUAUAGUUUAUGAAUAUUAUUAGGAUACCCUGGUUCCCCUCACAGAACUACAGUUCUCAGAGUCAUUUAACAGUCAAUCCGUAUUCUCAAGGAACUCCAGGAAUUGUUGUUCUCUGAGAGGAAUACAGACCUCCUAACAACCUUAACACCCAUAACAAACUACAGUUCCCAGAAUUCUUUGGGGAAGCCAUGACAGUUUAAAGUAUUAUGCUACUGAUUUACAUGUAUAGUGGAGAUGCAGAGCAAGUCUUUCUGAAGAAAAAUCUUGUGCAAAGUCUACUCAUUUCUCAUUAACCUUUUAGAGUUACUUUGAGAAUGUAAUAGUGAUGGUCCAUUAUGCAUUGGACUUCCAAAAAGCUUUUGACAAAGUCCCACUCUAAAGCUGCCUGAGUACACUUGGGAGUCAAAGGAUAAGAGGAGCAAUCCUCUGAUUAAGGAGCAGGAAGGAGAGGGGGGAAGGAGUCAGGUGUGUGUAUUACCCUAACGUGGCUGAUUUUACAGAGCAAUGUAAGGGUAAAGGUGCCCCUGCCCGUAUGGGCCAGUCGUGUCCGACUCUAGGGUUGUGCGCCCAUCUCACUCAAGAGGCCGGGGGCCAGCGCUGUCUGGAGACACUUCCGGGUCACGUGGCCAGUGUGACGAAGCUGCUCUGGCAAGCCAGCACCAGCGCAGCACACAGAAACGCCGUUUACCUUCCCGCUAUAAAGCGGUACCUAUUUAUCUACUUGCACUUAAGUGUGCUUUCAAACUGCUAGGUGGGCAGGAGCUGGGACCGAAGGACGGGAGCUCACCCCGCCGCGGGGAUUCGAACCGCGGACCAUACGAUCGGCAAAUCCUAGGCGCUGAGGUUUUACCCACAGCGCCACCCGCGUCCACAGAGCAGUGAGGGGACUGUAAAAAAGACAUUAAUGGCUGCAUCCAGACAGGAUUAUUGCAUUAGUUUUCCUGGUUAUAAUGCUAGUGCUAUGCCAUUUUCUAAUGUUCCUUUUACACUUCACUACCUGCUUCAUUAUGGAACUUUUUUAUUGAUGUAUCACCAUGUCCCCCUAAAUUCCAUUCACACCCUUGACUAUGGUGUGACACAGCAGCCAGCGUCAUUGGGCAUGUUGCCGCUGUGUAUGCAGAUGUGCACUUCUGUUUUCCCUACGGUUCCCCCAUGAAAACGACAGGAAAGAACUGUAUGCCAGAAUACAACCCCAAAUUUCAUCCCAGUGUGUGAUCCAUGAAAACCUCAGGGAUCUUGCAUCUUACAAACCUCCCACGAUUUUGCAGGUUAAUGGGGCUGCAAACAGAUAUUGUUCUGGAAGCAAUUAGCACAGAAAUUAAGGCUAAACUUCUACCACAUUCCUGUAGAUUUCUAGAAGUAGUGUUUAAGUCACGCGAAAGAUCACAUAAAACAUGUAAACUAUCAGAUAAGGAAACAUCAGGAAAAUGGAAUAAGGUGCUGUCUGAAUGCAGGCUGUGUCAUGUUGCACAUCUGAGUGCCAAAGAAGCAUAAUGUUCAUUGAGAUGAAUGCCUACAGUGACAAUAGUUCAUUCAAGGAAGGUAAUCUCGUUUUAGAAGCCUGCCACCUUACAGUGUCACUUCUGCUUUUAGGCUAGGGAACCUUUUUCAAUAUGAGGGUUGCAUUUCCUUGUUGGCAACCUCCCAAGGGUCCCACACUAGUGCUGGGUGGUGCCAGAGGCAAAAGUGAACUGAGCAAAAUAUAUGAUCUUGUACAGUAAGCUAUGCUUCAACCAUGCAAAAAUCAGCUUUCCAUGCAUGCAUGCACUCACUUGUCCCUAUAUAUACACACAUUUCUUCAUCCAGGCAAACAAGAAGCAUUAUCACAGUUCAAAGACAUAUUCCAGCAAGGCAAAGUACUCAAGGGAGGGCGUGUCCUGGGAAAAGUCUCAGGGGCCUCAUAAACUUGGAGAACUACAUUCCAUUCCUGGGCCUAUGGUUAGUCAUGAGGGCCAGAUAACAAAGGCUUGAACACUGCAUUCUAGCCCUGGGCUUGAGAUUCCCUCCUCCUAUUCUACUGUUACGUAACAAACCUUGGGGCCUACAAGCUUCUUUUUCAUUGGUGAAGUCACCAUAAUCAUAUUAUUCUGAGUCUCAUGAGAUGCAUUUGGAAAGGGUUGUCUCCUCUGCGGCAGGAUCAUUCAAAGAAAGUUAAUGCAGUGGGAUUAUGUUAGCUAUCCAAUUUGGUAUGGUAAUAUUGAGCAUUGCCAGCAGUGUCUCCUUAAUUCUAUUUAUUAAAACCACUGCAUUCACGAUAGGCUGUGGUGUUCUAUUACUUUGUCCUCAGAGAGUUGGUUCUGUGACCAGUGUCCUCCUUAGAAAAUAGGAAAUAUGCUCUCUUGAUUUUGAGCCAAAGUGCUCUAGAUUUCAUCCGUGCAAGGUUAAAUAUAUGCCCCAAAGUAAACACAAAAUUAAAUACAAAAAUCCCUUAAGCUCUUCUGUUUGAAAUGCAGUAAAUCUCAAGCCUCCUGCCCCCCCACCUUAUUCUUAAAAAGCAAAAAAAAAGUAUUAUGGAAGAUGAUACAUUCAGAGCUCUGCCUGGAAGAAAAUUUAUCACUCAUCAGCUCAUAAAGAUACCCUCUUCCAAAGUAUUUUGAUCUGUAUGUCUGCGUGUAUACACAUGAGGAAAUGACAUGACCACAGUGUGCAGUGAGGCAGUCAACUGAAAUCCUUUUGUAAGCUCUGUCAGUGCUUUUGGUGGAUACUGCUGAAAAGUGAAUUUUCUCUAUAAACGAGCUAAAGCUGGUGUAUUGUCCGGACAUCUGCACAGAGUAAAAUAAACAUCCAUUUCAAUAAUGUAUGGAAUAAAUCCUGCUCGAGCUGGCCUGGAGGGGAUAAACAGAAGCAUUACACAGCACAUCCUCAAGCAAAGGGUGGGGCAUGCACUUUUCCUGCCAGCCAGAUCUGGACACCACCGAUUGCAUCAUGGAGAGAGAACAUGCUUUAAAUUUAUGCUGUGCAGCCCGAGGCACUGUCUCCUGUACGAAUGCGCCUUGCUGUGUCUGUGAACCAAAAGUCCCAGCUACAUCUCAGAUAGCCUGCUUUUUCCUAUGCCAGUGAGGCUCAUUUUGUACUCUUAAUAGCAGACUGUAGGACAGUUGGAUACAGUGCUGGCUCAAAGGUGUGCAGGGACUUAGGGUAACCAUUUACGCGUUAUCUUCCCCCUACCCACCCAAUGGAAACGUACCAUAGAGAAAAGAGGGCAUGCAUUUGCAUAAAAUCAGCAUAUGCUAAGGUCUAUGUGCAAAUUUAGAAAUAAUGACUGCAAUUCAAAUAGAAAUACAGCCUGUCUCACAACAGUGAGGAAGACUUUGACCAGGUAGCACACGUGCCUGCUCAGUCUGCUGUCCAGCUACUCACUGUUCCUGAUUGACAGUAAGACUCCUGAUCUCCCUUCUUAGGGGUCAUUUUAUCUUUAAACUGGACAUGAACUGGGCAGCCCUUCAGAUCAAGGACAUCUUCAAAUAGAGAACUGCCCUCCUAUGCUUCUUCAAACAGUAGAUUGUCCUCUAUAAAGUAGGACAUGAGACUACUCUAGAAAAUGCUCAGUGGGGCCUCUAUUACUUACAAGUCACGGCUGUCAUCACUGCACACUGAGUUCUCCAUUCCAUCUGGGCAUGAUCUGCACCAUUGCCCAGCAGAAGGCAACACUGUGAGGCUCCAGUGGUUUAGCUUUAGUAUGUUCCCAGUUGUGCCAGCCCCUGGUGCUAGGGAUGCAUCGUUUCCCAUUCUACCCCGUAGCUGCCACAUACAGAACAGUUUCUGUUCUGUUGCAGUUCAUCUUUCACCAAAAACUCUCCACACUGGCAAAAUGUAACUUAUGAUAUUCCACCCUAUUAUUUUCAGUGCUAAGGAAAUGCAAUGCAAAUGGGUGUGUGGAAUCAAUUACUAACAUUUGCAGACUGAAAGCAACAACAGCAGCAAAUACCAAUCUUAUUCACUGGAUUCAUUUCUGUUCUGGGCAUGGGAUGAAUAAGUGAACAUCAGCAACAUUUUCAUUCCUGUUUCCAUUUUUGUCUGAAUUCUCCAACAUCCCUACCUGACGCUGGACCUGAUUAUGUUUUUCUAGUAUAUCUCUGACCUAUCAGUGCAGGCUAGUAACAGAGAGUAGAGCCUUCGGCAAUAUAUCAUGAGGCAGCCAGGGCAGUAACGCUUCCAGUGAGAUCAAGGAUUUUACCAGUAUGUCCCUAGUUUCCUCUGUGAGUCAUUGGGAGGUUUUGCACUUCCAAGAUAGGAAGUCAAUCCGUUUUAAUGCCUGUCUGCUCAAAUGUAAUUCCUCAGCUGUCAUUUUGACAAGCAGAUCCUUCAGCUUGAGUCUGUAAAUAACUGAUGUCCACCCACCAUUCCUUUUAUCACCUUUCUGAUUAUUACAGAAGCUCAUUUUGGAAACCCCUCAGAAGAGUAAAGCCUGGAGAUGAUGGAUGUCAAAAUCUCCAGAUUUCUGCCUUGAGCUCCUUGAACCUAGUAGACAAAUUUAAUUAGUACCCAACUUUGAAUCUCCCAACAAGAAAGAAAGAAAGAAAGAAAGAUUCUUAACUAGAAUCGAAUGUCUUCAAUUUUAUAUGCAGGAUCCCAAAUUCUCUCUGGAAUAGCUGUAGGACAACAAAGGGAAUAAAGCCCAAUGCUGAAGUGGCUGUAAAUUACAGUAAGUCUCGCUGAUACUGCAUGAUUUGUCUUUUCUUUACUUCUAGCCCUCGUGUUAAUGAGAUGCUCCACAGGGGUAAAAGAAGUAGGGAAGGGAAGGGAAAAGGAAGCAGAGAGCACUUUUGAUGAAUUAGUAGGGGCAAGGAAUAAAUGGAUCUGGGAAAUGAAAAUGUCAUCAGGGGGACACAUGUAGUAAACUACUGAAUAAAGUAACUUGCUCACCAGGGCCCAGAAGGGCUCACUUGGAGCCUUCAUUACAUAUCUUAAGGUGCCAGGUGAAAAUGUUACUUUAUAACCAGGCUUUCGGCUGUUAACAAUAACAAUAAUAAUAAUUUAUUUAUAUUCUACCCCUCUAACUGGGUUCCCUAUGGUAAGGUUACCAGACGUCCCCGUUUCCCAGGGACAGUCCCUGGAUUUACAAAUCAGUCAGUCCCCAUACAAAAUCCAUUGAAAUUGAAAAGUGUCCCUGGAUUCAUUGAAAAAAAUAUGGUAACCUUACCUAUGGCCUUUUAAAUGUGUUUGUGGGAAGGGUUUUAUUGGUUUGCUAUUUUUAAAAUGUGUUCCUAUUUUAUAUUUUUAUUUUGUGAACCGCCCUGUGAUCUUUGGAUUAAGGGCAGUACAGUGGUACCUCGGGUUACAUACGCUUCAGGUUACAGACUCCGCUAACCCAGAAAUAGUACCUCGGGUAAAGAACUUUGCUUCAGGAUGAGAACAGAAAUCAUGCUCCAGCGGCGCGGCAGCAGCGGGAGGCCCCAUUAGCUAAAGUGGUGCUUCAGGUUAAGAUCAGUUUCAGGUUAAGAACGGACCUCCGGAACGAAUUAAGUACUUAACCCGAGAUACCACUGUAUACAAAUUUAAUAAAUAAUAAUAAUAAAUUCUCCAAACACGUUCCCUCCAGAUGUCUUGAACUACAACUCCUAUCACCCCCAUACUUCAGACUCUACAAUUAUAUGGUUCUAUGAGUUGUAGUCCAACAACGCCUGGAGGCCACACAUUGUCAAUAUAUAUGAGCGUAUAUGAGUGUAUAUAUAUGUAUAUAUGAGAGUGUAUAUGUGUGAGUGUCGUGGACCAGGAGUCAGCUUCACCUGCUGAACAGUAACCUGAAGGCGGAGUGACUCCAUCUGCAGCUGAUCAGCCUUCAAGGACACAAAGGAGAAGGUGCUGAUGAGAACUAGGUGGCUUCAGCCUUCUUAAGCAGAGCUUCCAGCAGCAGUCAGAUGCUGGUUACAACACUUGUGGUUCCUGGUUUUAUCUUGCUGCUUCCUGCUCAUUUUGACUCUUGACCCCAAGAUCAUCGGAUCCCCUGACCCCUGGAUCGACUGCCACAUGGAUUACUGUUUGCCCGACCCUAGGACUGGACCUGACUUUGGAUGUCGAUUCUGCCUCCAGGCAAGUUCACCUCAGAGUCUCUUCUGGUUGGCUGGCCUCCCACUCCAGUGAGCCCUGCGCAUUGCUCAGCAACAAGACUAUGAGUGUGUGUGUGUGUGUGUGUGUGUAUGUAUGUGUGUGUGUAAAAAUCAGCCCCCCACCUUUUGGGGACCAGAGGCACAUCUGGAAAUCUUAAGAAACUGUCAUGGACACCACAAAAUACCCACUUCCAAAAAGAUGCUCAAAAAACCCACCCCCAAAAAGGAGGGGAACCAAAAUUACACAAGGCAAGACAUAUGUGCCAAAACAAAAUACAGGCAAAAACAGCCCCCUCUACCCCAAAAACAAUAGGCAACCCUCCCCAACCAAACCAAGACACAAUUCUUAAAAUGUGAGAGGAGCAGGGGGUCUUGGCAGCCACAAAUAAAGGCAAUGUGGUGCCAAAUUAGAGACCACUACUGUAGAGUAAAAGUUGUAAUGCAGCAGUACAUUUUAGAAGCAAUUGUGAGGGGUUUUUGUAGGGGCAAAUGAGUACAAAUGAUCUUCCUGCAAAAUUCUAGAGUGUAGGAAAGUAUGCUUAUUUUGCCAUCUCUAGUGUUCCAGAAAGAGAGAUUACACACUGUGGAUUAAGUGUUAGAACUAAGACAGUUGCUGCACAAAACUUUGCUAUUAUUUGCUACAGUGAAAAACUUACCUAAACUACCAAGAUAGCUGAUUGCAGUGGAGGGUGGAGAGAGAGAGAGUGGCAAAAAUCCACUAUAUCUUUAUACUCCCAAAUUUAAGAGACAAGCACCUGCUACAUCUGAGAUUGACUUACAAAUGCCUGAAGCAAGACAGAUGAUAAACAAUUGUAUGUGGUUUUUUGCUUGUUUUUUAUUGACAGCAUAAAAUUCUAAAUUUAAACUGCCAGAUAGGAAGAUGUUGCAUGGAUUUUAAAUGAUGCUAUAUCUCACAUUUAUGAGCAGUCUUUUAAUAGAAAAAGAGCCCGUCUGGUGUCUGUGGCUGAUAGCAAGCAAGUUAAUGCAGCACUUUGGGAGUGCAGAGAAUAAUGUGGACAAAAUGACUCUGUACUUGAAGGCAGAUGAGAAGUAAUUGUCAGCGAUGACUUUGGAAGAUAGGAAGCUGCCUUUAAGUGAGUCAGACGGUUGGUCCAUUUAGCUCAGUAUUGUCUUGAGCAGUACUGGAUUUAGGGUGGGGUGGGCACAGAGGACACUGAGCCAAGGGAGCACAAAAGAAUAAUAAUUUUUUUAAAAGGAAUUAUUGUGAAAAUGAGAAGUAUUUUGGGGAAGGGUGCCAAAUUUUGUCCUCUCUCAGGGCGCCAUAUUACCAAAGUCUGCUACUAUCUUGAGACGCUGGCAAUAAUGUUCCUGGGCUUCCUAAAGAGUCUUUCCAAUUCAUACCUGGAGAUGUCAUUUGGGAUUGAACCUUGGAUUUUCUCUCUACAAAGCAUUUGCUCUACUAAUGAGGCAUGGCUCUUCCUAGGGAAGCUGCCUUAUACUGAGGCAGGCCAUUCAUCCAUCUAAACCAGGGGUCAGCAACCUUUUUCAGCCAUGGGCCGGUCCACCGUCCCUCAGACCAUGUUGUGGGCGGGACUAUAAUUUUUUUGUGGUGGUGGUGGGGGAAUGAACAAACUCCUGUGGCCCACAAAUAACCCAGAGAUGCAUUUUAAAUAAAAGGACACAUUCUACUCAUGUAAAAACACACUCAUUCCUGGACCGUCCGUGGGCCGGACUGAGACGGCGAUCCAGCCCACGGGCCUUGGGUUGCCUACCCCUGAUCUAAACUGAGGAGAAACACAUCAUCUAGGCCAGUGUGGGGGUGCAGCCUGGAGAGAAAGGGUGUGGCCUGAGGAGUGGGCAUUGCCUGAUGAGAUACCUGAGGGUCAGACGAAGGGACCUGGAGUUCCAUAUUUGGACCUAGGCUCACAACCUCUAGUGUACAUAUUUUAAAGGAAGGAAGGAAAAAGAAAUAAAGGAACAAGUAAGUCCUAUGUUGUCAGCUGUCUGGCAUCAUCUCCUAUUUUGAGCUUGGCCACACCUGAUAACAAAAAUAUUACUUGACAAAUGGAUUAAUAGAGAAAUUGAUUGACAGAAGUUACCGUACAUGGUAAGCAGGUGGAGAAUCCAUGACAGACCUGCUGCCGCUUCCCAUGCCCUGCUGGGUCCCACUGCCUAGGGAAGGAGGUUGGGAGCAGCCUUUUCUCCUAAGCCUGAUGAGUCAUAACUCAAUAGUAGAGCACAGACAUGGCAUGUAUAAGGUCCCAGAUUCAAUCCCCACAAUUUCUGGGUAGGACUGGGAACAUCCUUUGCCUGGAGAGUCACUACCAGUCAGUAUGGACAAUGCUGAGCUGGGUGGACAAAUGGUCUGACUCAGUGCAGUUUCUUGUGUCAAUAUUCAAUUACAUCCUUUAUUCAGAACUGCAAGGACUAGAAUAAUUUUGAAGGAAGGGCCAUCUGCCUUGCAUGCAGAGGGUCCCAGGUUUAAUCUUUGUCAUCUCUGGUAAGGCUGGUAAGGAAUCCUGUCUGAACCCCUAGAAAGCUGCUUCUAGUAGGUGGACCAGUGGUUUUACUCAUUAGAACACAGCUUCCUUUGCUCCUAAAGCAGAGGGGGGCGGGGAGUGGAGUCUGAAAGCCUGGACAUCCAAUGCAAACCUGGUGCAGACCCCGUUUACUCAUAGAUACUAGGGCAGCAGCUACCAUCCUUGAAAUGUAUGAAGUGGGUGUUGGAUAAAGAGAGUUUGGCAGAUUAGUUUGCUGGCUUGUAUAACCCUUUUACUCAUGCUUGGAAUCCCAUCCUAGAAUAAAGGAAAUAGCUACACUCUACUGACUUUCAGAUAAGCACAAUUGGGACUAAUUGGCCUGCCCCAGACUCAUUGAGCCCAGACUCUUGGCAGUCUCCAUGAAAGGAAGAUGAAGGAGGCUGUUGGAAAGCAACUCAACAGCUUUGGCUUUGAGUCCCUUGGCUGGGCCUCAGAUAUAAUCUGUAGCCUAAAUUUACUUGCUUUUUGUGAGCCUUCGUUCUUCCUUGUCCUGCUCUGAGCCUGCUAAUUAUCCAGAGUUCCUUCCCAAUAUCAUAGAAACAUUAGUCCAUCUAGCUCAGGAUCAUCUGCUCUGACUGGUAGUGGCCCUCCAUGAAUUCAGAUAGGGGACACCCCCAGCCUUACCUGGAUAUGUUUCUGGGGCUUGAAUUUGGGACCUUCUGCAUGCAAAGCAGAUACUCUACCACUGAGUUAUAAGCAUUCCCCAUCCUCUUUGUUGGGUCAUACUGGAAGCAGAACAUUGACAGCCCUACCCAUGAACUUGCUAAUCCUCUUCUAAAACCAUCCAGGUUGGUGGCCAUCACUGCAUCUUGGGGAAGAAGAUUCCAUAGUUUAACUAUGUCCUAUGUGAAGAAGUACUAUAUUUUGUCUGUCCUAAACCUUCAGAUUCAUUGGAUGGCCUCAGAUUCUAGUAUUAUGAGAAACUUCUCUCUGUCAACUUUCUUCACACUGUGCAUCUAUCAUGUCCCCACUUACUCACCUUUUUCUAAACUUAAUAGCCCCAAAUAUUGUAACCAUUUCUUACAGACAAUUUGGUUGUAUCCCAUGAGUUUCAGAAGGGUACUCACUAUGUGAGCAUAACUUACAGUGGGUCUCCAUUAAUACCUGGAAACAGCAGGAGUCACAAGAACUUCAGUAGCUGUAUUUACGAAUCAUAAAAGGUCAACAUCUGCAUAGAUCAGCUAGCGCUUGGUACAUGGGUAAGACUAAGAGCUUGUCCACACUUCUGCUUGUCCCAUGCUUUCUAGGUGUGAGUUUGAGCAGUUUCUCAUUUGUCCCACCAUUCUCAGGAAAACCCGCUGUUUACCACAGAAAUGGGGGGAAAGUAAAUCUGCAGAAAAACUGAUUGACAUUUGUUCCGAUUUAGCGAUAAACAGUGGGUUUCCCCAGCGGAAAGUGGCAGGACAAAUGGAAGUGUGGUCAAGCCCUAUGAUUCCAGCUAGUUCCCACUGAGCUACGGAGGGAUGUGCAAAAUUUCUCAAUUUCAAUUUCUUUUAGUUUCUCAUUUCCUCAUUCCUAAGUUCAUUUUUCCUGCAUUUCCAUAUCAGUUUGCUUUAAAAAAAAAUUGUCAUGAAAAUUCAUUAGCAUUUUAGUUCAAAUUUCUCAAGGCGGUUUAACAACCAAUCUCUUUCCCCAAGGAACUCUUGAGAAUUGCGGUUCUGCAAGAGGGACAGGUGUCUCCAAGCAAUUCCCAGCACCUAUAAUAGACUAAUACUCCCAGAAUUCUUUGGCAGAAGCCACAGCUACUUAAAGUGAUACCAUACAGCUUUAAAUGCAUGGUGUGAAUGUGUCCUGUAUGUGGAAGGGGACAUUCCCACUGAAACAAAACAAAGGGCCUUCUCUGAAUUUAGAAAAUAGUGUUAGGUAGUGAGUAUAGCCUGACUUUCUCUCUGACACCCUCGUUUGCUCUAUCAACAAAGCCAGCCUACUCCCUCAGCAAAUAAAUCAUUAUUAUUCCAUGUAUAACCUGACUAAUGCCUUAAUUUUCCCAUAGCAGAAUCCUAAAAGGGUUUCAUUUCUUCAUUUUCCCUAUGAUGCAUAGAGCAUAGACAAGUGGAGACAGGGGCGUGUCUUAAAUAAAUCUCAGCAAAGCUACCUGAUAGUAAUUUUAUCUCCAAAGAAUAAUGCAAAUGGAGCAAUCUCAUAGUCAGGCACCUACAAGAUUUUCCUGGCAAGACGCCAGCUUUGACUCACAAAUGUUCCUUGGCUAAAUUGGAUCCAGAUGUUUACAUGACAUAAAAUAUUAACAAACAUCUCCCAGGGGCAGCCACUAGUUAUUGAGCUAGUAAAUUAAUAAACGAAUCAAAAAAAAGAAAGAAAAGAAAAAUCAUUAGGGUGGCACCCAAGUCUUUAGCCAAACAUCAGCUUUAGUUUAUUUAUUUUAAUAAAAGAAGGAUGUGUUAUUCUAAUUUAAUUAAUUACAGCUAUUUAAAAGUAAUGUUUGCCUAGGUUAUUACUGAAAGGUUAUGCAGGAUAACAUUUAGGAAAGCAACCCUUAUCCUGUUUAUGUAAGUGAUUAAAAUUGUACUGCUUGUUCUUUUCUCAAAUGUUUCCAUGCCCCCGCCCCCACCUCUCAUGAAGAAACAGGGUUGAAUUAACAAUUAUAUUGAGUAUGCGGCAGAGAUGAGCCCAACUCAUGUGGAAUGUCACUGUUGCAGAGAUUGUCUAGAGGCUCAUGGAGAAGAAUAGCGAUGGCUACUGGCCAUGAUGACUAUGCUCUGCCUCAAGGCUCAGAGGCAGUAAUACUUCUGAGUACUAGUUGCUAGAAACCAUAGGAGGGGAGAGUGCUCUUGUGCUCAAGUCCUGCUUGUUGGUUUCCCACCGGCAUCAAUUGGCCAUAGAAUGCUGGUCUAGAUGGGUCAUUGACCUGACCCAGCAGAGUCUUCUUAUGACCUUAUGGUCGUCUUGUUCCUAUCUGUCAAAGCUGCCUCAAGUCUCAGCUCACAAAAGACCAACGCCUAUGUCUUCUUAUAUACAAAGGUGUUUAUUGUAGUUCAUUGUUUGCUUGACAUCCUAGGCGCGCAGCCUUACGUCUCUUACGCUUAGACCGCUGAAGUCCCCUCUGAGUCAGUCCCUCCCCUGCACCAAUUUAAGAGACUUGCGCUGCUCCACCUCUUUCUCUCCUUCCUUUCCGCAGGGUCCUUCUGCCCGCUGUGGUAACGCACCUCCAGGAAUCCUCUGACGCGGCAUCAGACUGCUCUUUCCCCCACCUGCGGGCGUUGGGAACAGGCCCCACCGCGGGGCUCCCUGUGCUUCCGCGCUCUACAUUUGAACUAGGCGCGCGCGCCAAACCUCUAACUUUCCUUUGACAGUUACACUACUCCUUCACUGCUCCUCCUUCCGGGAGGCGCGGCUCUGACCCCCUCCUUUCUCUGCUGCCGGAGCUGCUUCCUCUGACACACUGGAAACUCCACCCCUUCACUGCACUCUGGUGGGAGGCUGGUCCUGACGCCCAGCUGCCACUUUGGGAUCCUCCGCUGGCACCCUGCUCCUGACACGUCCCCUGGGGCUCCCUGGCCUUGACCACCGGCGCCCCUUCUGGGAAUCCUCUGAUUCGCUGGAAAGACUCAUGGAAUCUCUUGAGUCAUUGUCAUCCUCUUCCUCGCUGGCUUGGAAUUCCUCCCCAUCGCUCUCCAUCUCCUGCCUACCCUGUGCCUCUCUCCCUGAACCCCUGACACUAUCCUAUUCUCCGAAGCAAAGCUGAGAAUAUAGUGGCAGCCAAGUUGGAGAGGGCUGUGGGGAAAGUUAUAUUCUAAGCAGUUUGGCUGGAGGCUAUAUACAGUUCUGUUUAUAAGGAGCAAAAUCACAUCUUUCUUUAAGUGCUCAUGAGUACAGUCGUACCUUGGAAGUUGAACGGAAUCCGUUUCGGAAGUCCGUUCGACUUCCAAAACAUUUGAAAACCAAAGCACGGCUUCUGAUUGGCUGCAGGAAGCUCCUGCAGCCAGUCGUAAGCUGCAGAAGCCCGGUCGGAUGUUCAGCUUCCAAACAACGUUCGCAAACCGAAACAGUCACUUCCGGGUUUGCGAUGUUCAGGAGCCAAAACAUUCGGGAACUAAGCUGUUUGACUUCCAAGGUAUGACUCUUACGUCAAGCCAGGACUGUUGUUGGGCAGGGUCAGCCUUGGGCUGCUUGCACACAUUUUAUUCUAGAAUCGAUGGAGCCUGAGUCCUUGCUUUUCGUACAUAGUCCACACACAAUCUAGAUCUAUUUCAUUUCUUCUUGUUGUUAUUGUUGGCAUCCAUUUAUCUCGAGAGACAAUUGAGCGUGCCUCCUGGGGUGAAUCUCUGCAGAGCACAAGCCUGGGCAGUGUAUAUGGAGGUCCUAGGCUGCCCAGUUGUCAAGGCCCCACCUUGGCCUCACUGAUGAGGCCUUAGGGACUCUACUCCAGAAUUUUUGCUCUAUAGGACUCACUUUUUCCCUCCUAAAAAGUAAGGGGAAAUGUGUGUGUGUCUUAUGGAGCAAAUGCAGGCUCCGCAGCUAUCCCAGAAGCCAGGAUAGGAAGAGGGAUCGCUGCUUUCACUGCGCAGCAAUCCCUCUUGCUGUUCUGGCUUCUGAGAUUCAGAAUAUUUUUUUUCUUGUUUUCCUCCUCCAAAAACUAGGUGCGUCUUAUGGUCUGGUGCGUCUUAUAGGGCGAGAAAUACGUAUGUAGGGUUUACUCCUUAUCCUUUCCUUCUCCCAAAGAUGUACCACAAGGGAGAGGGUACAGAUUUUCCCUCAGGGUUUACCCCCAAAGCCUUUCUCACAAACGAGUAUAGCUGCAUGAUGGGAAAUGUAGUUCAACAACAUCUGGAGGGCCCAAGGUUCCCUAUUCCUGGGAUAGAGACACUGUAAUCCUUUGCUGCCCAAUGCUGCUGUGGUUGGUUCUCCUCCUGGGUAAAAACCUUGAUCUUUUCCCUCUGUAAUUAGCCUCAAACUGGUACAUCCAGUUUAGGCAGGUGUUCCAUUUGGUUGCCACUUUUGCAAUAACCACAGCAGUCAGUUUGGGAUUCAGCAUGACUUUGCAUCUUAAAAAUGCAAGAUACAGUUGGCACUAUGAGAGUGAGAUGUUAUUGGGAACUGAGCUUCACUUUUUGUUUCGUUUUUGCUUUUGUUUAAGAAAGUGUGUGUCAGCAUUAAGUCACACAUCAGUGAUGGGAGGAAGAAGGCAAUAAAUCUAAAGUUCAUUGGAUCAUUUGCCGUAAUUUCAUAAGACAGGAAUACAGGAAUAUGAGGGUGACUGCUUCAGUGUUGCUAAUUUGCGACCUGGGUGUUAUCUUUAAAAGCCAGUGCAGGCCUGAUUUAUAUAUUAAUUUUUUUAAACCACCACAUUUUAAGCAACACUAGGGGCUCAGCUAUACAGCUGCAAAUAAAAAGUUUUAAGUGUGUUGCAAAGUGCAACAUACAAAUGUGACACUAGAUGGCAGCAGUGAACUAUGGACAAUUCAAUGUAUUUUUCAAAACUUUUUAAAAACACCAUUCUCACAGCAUUUUUUUAUGUGUGUAGAUUCCACCUAGGAUAAAUAAGAAUAUUAAACUUUUCCAUAUAUGGUUUUCCUUGAUCUUUCUUUGUUUUGGCACUUUUAAUUCUUGUUCCCAGCUUUGAGAAUCACUGUGCCAAAAGGUGCCGAAAACAUCCCCCCACUAGACAAAAAAAACUCCAAACACCACAAACCAAGCUAACAUGAAGCAUGCUAUAACUAUAUCCUCACACAUUCAGAAAUUUCUCCAAAAUACCUAUGACAUAAAUGCUUUUCAAUUUCAAGCAGAAAGUGGGAGAUUAAUUUAAGCAUUCCCUUAUUAAAACUGAAAUGUAAAUAAAAACAACCAUAUUUGCCAUUGUAUUAACCAAUUACAGUCAUUAUAGAGAAAAGUAAUUAGGUUCCCCUUAAUAGAGGAAAUAUUAAAUUGGCUUUUAAUGAUGCCCCAAUUAACGGUUGUUAUUGCUGCAAUCAAAUCAGGAUUUUGUGUACUUAUUAGUGUACCAGACCUAAGUCUAACAGACCUAAGAAAAGCAAUCUCAGGCGUAUCCAGAUACUGUCCAGGACAAAUCAAGUCUUGGACAGUGUCUGGAUAAGACUGUGAUUGCUUUUCUUAGGUCUCCUAGAGUCACCAACAGUGUUGCCUGAAAGCCAUUUCUUCAUCAUCAUCAUCAUCAUCACCAUCAUCAUCAUCAUUAUCGCCAUCAGUAGUAGUAUACCACCCUUCAUCUGAUGAUCACAGGGCAGUUCACAACAUAAAAAUAUAAAAUGAGAACACAAACUACACAAUAAAACAAAAACAAGCCCCCCCAAACCCCCCUCCCACAAACACAUUUUUAAGGCCAUUGAAUGUUAAUCAACCAAAAGCCUGGUUAUAGAGAAACCUUUCCACCUGGUGCCUAAAUAUAUACAGUGGUACCUUGGGUUAAGAACUUAAUUCGUUCUGGAGAUCCAUUCUUAACCUGACACUGUUCUAAAUCUGAGGUACCACUUUAGUUAAUGGGGCCUCCUGCUGCCGCUGCACGAUUUCUGUUCUCAUCCUGAAGCAAAGUUCUUAAGCCGAGGAAUUAUUUCUGGGUUAGCGGAGUCUGUAACCUUAAGCGUAUGUAACCUGAAGCGUAUGUAACCCGAGGUACCACUGUAUAAUGAAGGUGCCAGGCAAGCCCCCAACCCCAUGGAGAGCAUUCCCCACCCUAUGUAAGCUUUGCUGAGUUCUAUGGCCUAUUGCAGGUGGGGUGAACCUUUAGCAUUCCAGAUGUUGCUGAACUACAACUCCCACCAUCAGCCCCAACAACACGGCCAAUGGCUGGGGAUGAUGGGAGUUGUAGUUCAUCAACAUCUGGAGGGACAGGACAGAUGUUCCAAACUCUUAGCUUCCAGCAUUAGCAGAGAUUCUCAAACUCUGGUCUGUGGACAUUGGUGGUCAGCAAGCUCCAUACAGGUGACUCACAGAACUGUCAAGGCACUUGCUAAUUGUUUGUUGCUAUCUCUGCAGCUAACCUAUCAAUUCAUGCAAUCACUUUUAAGGCAUCUCUAUCAGUGUCCUCUGUUAGCCUGGGAACUUAAUGUGGUUGCAAAAUAAAUUGGCGGGGAGAUUAAAAAAAAUUGAUUGACUGCCAAUGCAAAAUCACAUUCUCUCUAUCCAGCAUUCUGCAAGUUCCUUUACAAAAUACUUGGGGGGGGGGGAAGGCUCUGUCUGUUGAUCUCUUUUCUUGUUUUUUUAACCCAUCCUAUAAAGGCAAUAUUCAGAUCCUAACCAUUUGGGGGGACGGGACAAAAAAAAACCAACAUUCCUAAUUAACUGGGUUGUCUAUGCACUCUUUGUGAUCUUGACAUUUCCCAUGAUUGCAUGGCAUGCGGCAAAGCAUAUCCCAGAAAUAGAAAUUUCCAUUUACUUUCUUCUGUGCUACGCAGGAAUAUCUUGGCAUCAGUUCAUAAUACAUUAGCUUCUCAGUAAUGCAAUAGCAGAGCUGGCUAUCUGGCCUCAGCUAAGGCUAUUUCUGAAGCUUAUUUGAUUUUCUUUUUAUCAAUAUUAUAAAUAAAGAAACCAUACAGCUUAACCACUGAUAAGCAGAUAAUCUGCUUGGGCAAGCAACUUGGAAUCUUGUUGAAAUUGCCUUGUAGCUGAACCUCAGGAUCUCAGACUCUUGCUUCACUCCCCACUCCCUAGAUUGGGGUGGGGAACCUUUGGACCUCUGAUGGGGAGGAGAAAUGAGAUGAGGAACUCAAUCCUGGGGAGGGUUGAUGCGGUUUGGGGGCAGUGAUCCAGAUGCUAAGGAGGGGCCGAGGGAUCUGGCAGGGAAAAAUCUUGCCUUGGUCAUGUUGGACAUUCUGAGAGUGGAGGAGGAAUCGGGUGGUGCAGCUGCACCUCUGCCUCCCAUCAUCAGAGCAUUUUGCACCGCCAGGGAGGCACCCGAGGAUGGAUAGGCCAGUGAGCUGAUCAACGCACCUCCACUUCCAGGUAUACAAUGCUGGCUGCACCGACUUAAGCAGACCCAACCUAUUCACAGGAGGGAUUGUUUGCUUGCUUGCCAGAGGCUCCGGACACCAACCAUGUAAAUGACUGCACCCACCCUACUCUUCAAAAGAUGAGCUCAGGGUGUGUGUCAAGUGUUGGGGACAAUAUGUUAGAUUACGCCUAGCCACAUGCCAUAGUGCUCUGACUUGUGUACCUUGUAACCUGAUUUAUGUUUGAGCUGUGUAGUGAAUUCUAGAAAGCAAAGCCUUUGACAAUAAUUCAGCUGAGAGUACUGCACCUACAAGCGCCUCAGCCUAGCUUGAGGAGCACAGGCCACGCUGGACAUUUCACCUCUGCCCACUCCCCACCCCUCUGCAUGUGCAGCCUGCGGCAGCUGCCUAACUCUUCCUAAUGGUAGGGCCAGCCCUCUCACUGCCGCUGAACUCAGCAAAAGGGCUUUAAUUAAACUACUUAAAUGAAAACAAGAGCACCAAGUUCCAAUAACCACAGUUCCAAAGGCAAGAGAGUUUUUAUUUGCUUACCCUAAGGUUACCAGACAUCCCCGUUUCCUGGGCACAGUCCCCAUAUAAAAUCCAUUGAAGUUGAAAAGUGUCCCCGGAUUCAUUGAAAAAAAUCUGGUAACCUUAUCUUACCCUCUUUCGAGUAUCAUUCUUGGGAUAAUCUGGGGGGCGGGGGGUUGUGUGUGUAACAUCUAGAAGCCGGGGGUGGGUUUUGUCCCGGGAAAGAUCCUGGUGAGCUUGCAUAGGAAAGGCUCCAUGCCAUGUUAUGUAAGGGAGAUAUUCCCAAAGCAGCAGCCCAGGGCCCCAUCCCGUAGAUUGCAUAACAAGUUCAGGGAACGAGCCAAAUGUUCUCUCUGAUGCAGGAGUGGAAUGUUGGUUGGGCGUUUUGACAGCCACCGCUGGCGUUUCUCUUUGGUCUUUUUGGAGUAAACAAGGCUUUCAAGUGCCCUCUGUUAGUUUACACGUGCCAGAUGAUUGCGGCUGGAUGCUUUCCCUCUUCCAAUUUCACAGGCUAAAUAGAAAAAUUAGGAAAACACACGCUUAUCCAAAAAAAGUGGUGGGGAUAGAGAAUGUAAAGUGGUUGGGGCGUAUUGGGCACAGUCUUUAGCACUUAAGACAGGGGUGGAGAACUUCUGAUUUUGGGGCCAAAUGUGGCCCUCCAGACCUCACUGUCUGUCCCCCUCAGGACUCCUCCUAGGCCACACCUCUCACCAGCUCUGCUUUCCAUCCUCCUUAAGGGUGAACACCACCAAACAGUAAAAAACAACAACACAAUUAAUCAUUAAUAUGAUCUCUCUCUCUCUCUCUCUCUCUCUCCAUCCAUCAUUACAAUAAAAACAUCAAAGUACCAGCCCUUUCCUUAAAAACAAUCAGUCUCCUCUAUCACAUCUCUUCUUUAUUUUCACCAACUCCAUUCCCUGCAUCCAGUAGUGUUUGAAAAUGGGGGAGCAAUUUAAGAUAAAACAAAAUAUAGAAGGUUUUGUUUAUCAAUAACUUGCAUGGGUGGCACCAGGGAAGGCAAGUACCUGCCAAACAAUGAGCUCGCCCCUCACUGUUGGACUUCUGUCAUUAAAAUAUACUGUUAUUUUUAUUUCACAGAUCUUAACAUGCCCAUCUAGAAAUAGACUUUGCCUCAUCAUGUGUGUUCCCCCAGAACUUUUCAGGUGUCAUCACUGAUAACUGAUAAAUUGACAUUUAAGUGAGUUAGGAUUGUGCAGCUGCAUUUCAUGUUCACUCAAUGUUUUAAUAUAAGGACGAUUUUAAUACAAACAGGAGGCCAAGCACCCAGCACAAAGAGGUAUUUGUUGGGGGCUAUGCACCCCACUGUGGGUUAAACUACAGAGCCUAGGGCUUGCUGAUCAGAAGUUCAGCAGUUUGAAUCCCCACAAAAGGGUGAGCUCCCAUUGUUCAGUUACUGCUCCUGCCAACCUAGCAGUUCGAUAGCAUGAAGUGCAAUUAGAUAAAUAGGUACCACUCUGGUGGGAAGGUAAACGGCAUUUCCGUACGCUGCUCUGGUUUGCCAGAAGCAGCUUAGUCAUGCUGGCCACAUGACCCGGAAGCUGUACGCUGGCUCCCUCGGCCAGUAAAGCGAGAUGAGUGUCGCAACCCCAGAGUCGGCCACGACUGGACCUAACGGUCAAGGGUCCCUUUACCUUUAUGCACCCCAGCAGGGCCCACCAGGGCCCUCCCAAGCACCUGCUGCUGCUUGACUCCCAGAGGCUGCACUGCUGCAGCUUCCAACCUCCUCUUAAUGCUUGUGUGAGAACCUAAGAAGAGUCUGUUAGAUCAGGCCAAUGGCUCAUCCAUUCCAGCAUCCUGUUUUCACAGCAGCCAAUUGGGUGCCUGUGUGGAACCCACAAGCAGGAUCCGAGCACAAAAGCACUCUCCCUAUUUGUAAUUCCCAGCAAUUGGCAUUCAGAGGCAUGUAACCUCCAACAGUGGAAGUAGAACAUAGCCGUUGUGGCUAUUAGCCAUUGAUAGCCUUUUCUUAAUGUUUGCCUGUGCCAUCACCAGGGCACCAAAGUGGCAACAGGCAGGCUGGCCAGGCUACCCCCUUCUGAAAUAUCUGUAACCAGGCCUGACAAUCUGGCGCCUAAUGCUUAGUUUAAACUAAAAAGAAACCAGCAUUGUCGAGGGUUUAUCUCCACCUACUGGUGGAAGGUUACACCUGUUUUUCCAAACCCAUUUGCGGUAGGAUUUCCAAAGCACGCCUUGUUUCUUGACUGGCUGAGGCACCCUGCAAGUUCACAGCAUCUAUCUUGAUAAAACACUUCAUUUCACACAGGCAUGGAGAGGGUGAGGUCUGUCAAACUGGCCCUUGGAGCUGUCCUCAGGGUGUCUACCCUCCCCAGCCUUGCUUCACACCUUCAGUUUCCCUAAAGAGAGCUAAAGAGUGUGGAGUCCAGAACCAAGAUGCUAUGGAAUGGAUUGUAUGGGAAGAAUUAGGUCAUGGGUUGGCAUUGUGCAAGGAAAUGACUGUUAUUUGCUUGCUUGCUGCUUUUUUAUCUUUCUUUAUAGACAGAAUAAGUUUACAUAAAAAGAGGAGAGGAGGAGACAGAGAGACCAGCCUUACAAACAGGCUUACAAACAGGAAGAGAAGUGGAGGGAAAAGGUAAAGGCAGCUGUGGCUCAGUAUUUCACAGCUGGAACAAAGCGCUGAGAUAUAAGCAUUUAAAGCUGAGCUUCCCUUAGGUAAAGGUACCCCUGACUGUUAGGUCCAGUCGUGACUGACUCUGGGGUUGCGGCGCUCAUCUCGCUUUAUUGGCCGAGGGAGCCGGCGUACAGCUUCCAGAUCAUGUGGCCAGCAUGACUAAGCUGCUUCUGGCGAACCAGGGCAGCGCACAGAAAUGCCUUUUACUUUCCUGCCUAUUUAUCUACUUGCACUUUGAUGUGCUUUCAAACUGCUAGGUGGGCAGGAGCUGGGACCGAACAACGGGAGCUCACCCCGUCACGGGGAUUCGAACUGCCGACCUUCUGAUCGGCAAGCCCUAGGCUCUGUGGCUUAGACCACAGCGCCACCCGCGUCCCGAGCUUCUCUUAGGAACACAGAAAACAGCCUUACACCAUCAGAUAAUUGAUCACUCUAGCUCAGCCUUGUCAACACUUUGAAGAUGCUCAAAUUCAGAAUGAAAGGGAGAAACGUGCUAAGAGGAAGGCACAUUUGGCAAACGCUCACCGUGAUCAACUCCUGCCUGGAAACCUAUGUCCUUACUGUGGAAGGAUGUGUGGAUCCAUAAUUUGGCCUCCACUCACUUACGGACUCACUGUUAAGACUGUUUCAUGCAAGACAAUCUUUUCUUUUUUUAAAAAUAAUAUUUUUAUUCAUUUUCCACAAAAGAAAAAAAAACAAAAAACCAUUUUUAUACAAUCAAUUCACAUUUUAUCACACAUUCAUCUCUUUUUUGGACUUCCCUCAGCUCCUCUGCCAAUCAUUCGUUUGCAUCAAUAUUAUUAACGCAUUUCUUAACUUAGUAUUGCCUUUAGAUAUCUCCUUCCCUCCUCUUAUUUUCUUUUUAACAAUAUUCCUCUGUUUUUCACAGUCUCUUGAAAGCCAACAAACAUUAUCUGUUCAUCACAUAUGCCUUUCAGAUAAUCUGUAAAUCUUCCCCAGUCCUCGAUGAACUUUUGGUCUCGUUGAUACCGAAUCUUCCCUGUUAGUUUGUCCAAUUCUGCAUAAUCAGUCAAUUUCAGUCUCCAUUCUUCCACUGUCGGUAAUUCUUCCUGUUUCCAUUUUUGGGCCAGAAGUAUUCUCGCUGCUGUAACUGCGUAUUGAAAAAGUUUACAGUCUUUCUUACUUACCUACCAAUCCCAAUAAGAAGGCCUCCGGUUUCUUAAUAAACGUAUAUUUCAACAUCUUUUUCAAUUCAUUAUAUAUCAUUUCCCAGAAGCCUCUCACCUUUUUACACUCCCACCACAUAUAAUAGAAUGUCCCUUCUUUUUCUUUACAUUUCCAACACUUAUUACAUGUUUUGUACAUUUUAGCUAGUUUUACUGGCGUUAUAUACCAUCUAUAUACCAUUUUCAUCACAUUUUCCUUUAACGCAGUACAUGCCGUAAAUUUUAGUCUUUCAUUCCAUAAUUUUGACCAUUCAUCAUAUUGUAUAUUAUAACCAAAAUCUCUGGCCCAAUGUAUCAUUACCGAUUUAACCUCUUCAUCUUUUGUGUCUCCAGCAACAUUUUAUACAUUUUAGACAAAUUUUUAUACUCAUUAUUCAAUAUCUCUAGUUGAAAUUUUGAUUCUUUUUUUCCAUAUCCAUACAUUUUACAGUCUUUUUUAAACAUUUCACAGACCUGAUAGUAAUGCAACCAAUCAUAGACAAAUUCUUUUACUUCUUCAUAGGGUUUCAUUUUCCAUUUCCCCCCUUCUUUAACUGUCAAUUCUCCAUAUGUUAUCCACCUCCCCCUCAUAUUGAUCUUUUUUACGCUCAUCACUUCUAAGGGUGAAAUCCAGUGGGGGAGUUUAAAUUCCAACAAAUUUUUAUACCUGUCCCAUACAUUUAUUAACGACCUUCGGAAGAUGUGGUUUUCAAACCCUUUAUGAAUUUUCUUCUUUUCAUACCAUAUAUAGGCGUGCCAACCAAAUCUAUUAUCAAACCCUUCCAGAUCCAACAAUUCUCCAUUUUCUAAUUUAAUCCACUCCUUUAACCAGCAUAAGCAAGAUGCUUCAUAAUAUAGUUUCAAAUCUGGCAAGGCGAAGCCCCAUCUUUCCUUCGCAUCUGUUAGUAACUUAAACUGCAUCCUUGGCUUCUUGCCCUGCCAGAUAUACCUUGAUAUUAUCUUUUGUCAUUCUUUAAAUAUUGAUGUCCCCUUCAUGCAAGACAAUCUUACUCCACUACAAGUGAUCGCCAAAGAAGUAUCAGCAGCCGCAGUUUUCCAGGGUUUGAGGUGUGAGUCCUUCCUAACUGUCAUGCAUUGAACCUGGGGCCUUCUGCAUGUACCUACCACUGAGUAUGGCCCUUCCAUCCAGUCCUACCUUUGGUACUUGCAUUUUAAAUAGCCACCUCUGGCUGCUCUGCCUUCCCUGUUCUGCAGUAUAUCCUUGUUGGGGGACACACUGCUUUGCUCCAUUAUUGGACAGAGGCUUCACUAAGCAGAGCUUUUAGUUACGUUUGUUUGGGGUUGUACAGAUGUCUGUCUUUCUUUCAUCACUCCAUCCUAUAACUGAAUUACAUGCUAAAAUGACUCUGGGAUAAGGGAAUCAGUGGAAAUUGUUGCUUCAGAUUGAUGGUCCACCACUGACAGAACACUCAUGAUGCAAUAUAAGCAGAAUACAAGCAGUAUCACUUGGAACACCAUGCCAAGAUUCUUCAUAUCUCAGAGUCCAGUGAGGAAGAUGCCACAUAAACACAACUAGAUUCAAAUGACAUCAUUACCAGGCUACAGUAUUAUUUUUGCAGGCCUGGUUUCCAGCAGCUUGAUCUGCUAACCAAUUAAGCCAGAGUGCUUGGAACAAAGCCAGCAGAGUCAAUUAGCUUAACCAAAGACCUGGACUUAAGCUGCUCUGUAAAUCAUCUUGUUCAAGUUUCACAAAAUAAUGCAGCCCCUUUGUGGUCGCAAGAUAUCGGGCCAAGCUUUCAAUAGAUGAGGUUCAUUACCAAAGCACAACAGUACAGGAAUGUGAAAUGCAUGUAUGAAGAAAGAGGAAACUCGUAGCAGAACCUGCGUUCUCCUUGAGCUGACCUGCCUGAAUUCACUGCACUACUUGCUUGGGCCUUAAAGCAAUUCCCUUUCCCUUGCGUAUCUGUGAGAUGAACUCACAGCACCUCCCAGAAUUGUGCUUUCCAACUGCCACUAUCUUCUUCCUCUUCUUGUUAUGUUUUUGCAGCAAUCUUGGUUGAAACUGUUUCAUAAGAUAUUUCCUGUUGAUUUGUUUGCUUGAGUAUUUUGACCAUUUUCAUUCAGAGGAUCUAGAGCGGAUGAAGUCCUGGAAUGUCAAAACCUGUAUUGUUGCCCUCGACAAAAGUUGAGGCGAGGUUGGGGGAAGGCAGGCCUCUAAAUUCCUUCCUAGUAGCAAUGACAAGAUGCCCAUUGCCAUGCCCCAUCUCACCGGCUGCUCAGGGGUGCAUGAAUAGGGUUGCCAGACCUCCAGGGCUGACAUGAAGUCUCUAGGCUUGCCAGGUCCCCUCAAGGCAGCAGAGGGAGGACUUGUGCCUUGCAAGCAUCAUCCUGGCAGGAGCUGGUUGCAAAUUAUUUCAUUGACUCUCUCAUGAGUCUUCCUACCUUCUCUCUCCCAAUUAACCUGUCUCCAAGGCUCAGUGGUGGGAGUGCAGAGGAAGGAUCACGAGGUACCACUCCCCAUGACACCCACAAGGGACAUCCCAAAAUCUCAGGGUUAGGCACUGAAAUCUCAGGGUCUGGGGUGCUCCUGACCUGGAAGCCCCAACAAGAAGAGGUGUGUACAGAGUUCUGUAAGCACAGCACAGUUGGAAAUGAAAGCUAACAAUCUCAUUGGUAGGAUGGAUACAGUUCUUGUGUAGCAGUUUGUGUUGGGUUAUGAGCCAAAUAGGAAAUAAAACUGGCCUUUUCUCACUUGUAUUUUCAGACCAACUACAAGAAAGGGGGGAAAUAUGGGUUCUUUCCCCCUCUGCUAUGUUGCGGCCACCAGCUCUGGGGAAGUUGUACUGAAAUGUCCACUGCAGGAUAGCAGCAAACCAUUGUGA